This is a messenger RNA of Scatophagus argus, 3080 nucleotides long. Its product is annotated as phosphofurin acidic cluster sorting protein 1-like. NCBI's taxonomy places the organism in Eukaryota, Metazoa, Chordata, Actinopteri, Scatophagidae. Gene Ontology annotation, molecular function: transmembrane transporter binding. The transcript has 24 exons. Bases 70 to 2652 code for a protein of 860 amino acids. Gene Ontology annotation, biological process: protein localization to plasma membrane. The record is from RefSeq and is a predicted model, not a curated record.
GGCCAUCCCGGUCGGACCGGAGGAUCAGCAGCCGGGAUCACGGCGCCCCGCCGAGCCGGAAGGAGAUCCAUGGCGACGUGUGCGGACAGAGUCCGAGGGGGCGCUUUCCCACAGGACCCGGAGCCCGCCGCCGGGUCCGGGACUACCGGAGCUCCUGACAGCCGCGUCCCGGUGCCGAUGAACCUUUUCGCGACCUGGGAGAUCGACCGGUCCUCUCCGAGCUGCGUCCCCAGAUUAUGCAGUCUGACUCUGAGGAGGCUGAUGGUUUUGAAGGAACUGGACAGAGAGCUCAGCUCCAUCGUCAUCGCUGUGAAGAUUCAGGGCUCUAAGCGGACUUUGAGAUCCAACGAGUACCUUCUCUGUCCGGAUGGCCUGAUGGAGACAGAGCUGGAGCUCACCUUCUCCCUGCAGUAUCCUCACUUCCUGAAACGAGAUGUGAACCGUCUGCAGGUCAUGCUUCAGAGGAGGAAGAGGUACAAGAACCGAACCAUCCUGGGUUACAAGACUCUCGCAGUGGGGGUCAUCAACAUGGCCGAGGUGAUGCAGCAUCCGACAGACGGAGUCCACGUUCUUGGUCUCCAUAGCAACCUGAAGGAUGCUUCGGUGCGUGCGGCAGAGCUGAGCGUCCAUUCUCUCUCCAGUCAGCCAAUCGAACAGGAGGACAUGAGUGGUCACCGUGGCAACAAGACCAAGGCCUCAGAUUGCUCUGCUGACGUGGAGAACUACUGGGAAGAUGAUGACGACAGCUUCUCCUCUGAACAGGAAGGAAGUGAUGACGCAGUCCCAACUCAGGACACGUAUGAUGAUGAUGAUGAUGAUGUCCAGGUAAAGACGAAGAAGUCAUGCAGGAAGAUGAUGCGAACAGCCUCCCUGACGCAGCAAACAAACUUCAAACAAAAGUUUGUGGCUCUGCUGAGAAGAUUCAAAGUCACUGAUGAGGUUCUGGACUCAGACCUGGUGGAUCAGAGUCAGGAGGCUGAGGAGGAUCUGGACCUCCUGUACGACAGUCUGGAGGUUUACAACCCGAGCGACAGCAGCCCCGAGCUGGAUGACAACGACAGCAUCCUCAGCACCCCAAAACCCAAGCUCAGGCCUUUCUUCGAGGAGGUUUCUCAGUCCAGCUCUCAGACUGAGACCAGGAGGAGCCAGCAGAAAGAUCAAACUGCAGCUGUGGCAGAGCUGCUGUCCCCUGGAGCUCAGGGGCCUCGAUUCGCCGAGGAGUCCACAGGGGAGGAGUCCGCGGGGCCCAGGGAAGCUGAGGAUGAUGGUAUCUUGGCAACAGACGCAGGCCCAGCCGCUAAACUCUUUAAAACUGAGUCCCAGACACACAUGUCACCCAGUAAGACAGGAAGUCAGCUGUCUCGCCAUCCUUGGAGUGUCUCCAUGAAGGACAGACAGAACUCUAGAGGGACAGACAGAACCAGCAGCAUUGACAGUGAGACGUCUUCUGACUACAGGAUACCUGCCCCACAGGUUGCCAGGAAGUCAGUCCUGGAUCAGCUGAACCACAUCCUGUUCUCUGAUGAUCAGAUCCCGGACUCCAUCAUCCUGAUCAAUACCACAGACUGGCAGGGACAGUAUCUGUCGGAGCUUCUUUUCGAACAGCCAAUCGUGUGCACCCUCACAGCGGCUGACGUUCAGGCCGCCUUCAGCGCCAUCAUCAGUCGGAUCCAGAGAUUCUGUAACUGUAACUCCCAGACCCCAUCCACUGUGAAGGUGGCUGUGGGCGGGGAUCAGAGCUACGUCAGCACCGUCCUCUGCUGCUUUGUAGAGCAGCUGGCCAGCAAGACGCCUGAUUGGCUGAACUAUGUCCGCUUUCUCAUCCUCCCACAUGGAGUCCACCCGCUGGCCAAGUACCUGGCCGCCCUGGACAGUAAAUUCAACAGCCUGUUCAUGGACGCCGGCUGGAGGGACCUGUUUGGACGACCGGAGCCCCCUCCUCUGGACCCCAUUGGCGUAGCAGAUCGAGUGUGUCAGUACCUGACGGGAGCUGCUGUGUCUCACCUGUGUCCCAUCUCAGAGGCCAUGCUCACCUGCAAACACAGGAGUCCUGACGACGACUCCUGUCAGAAGUUUGUUCCUUUUAUUGGGCUGGUGAAGGUUGGCAUUGUGGAGCAGAACUUCCUGUCCACCUCAGUUGACUCUGAUGACAUCAUACUAGGAUCUCCUCCCUCCCAAUCAGGAGCAGCAGUCAGCAUCACCUCCACACCUCCUCCCUCCCCCUCCACCAGCUGUCCAGGGGAGGUGAUGGGUCUGCAGGUGGACUACUGGAGCAGCCAGGCAGGAGGAGGAGGAGGAGCAGAGAGGAGGAAGGAGGUGGGGAUGAAGAACACUCUGAAGAGUAACUUCCGCAGUCUGCAGGUGUCAAGGAUCAGUGGAGGAGAGCUGAUGAGCAUGACGGUGGUGACCAAAGAGAAGAACAAGAAAGUCAUGUUCCUCAGCAAGAAGACGAAGGAGAAGGAGGCGGAGUCAAGGAGUCAGCUGAUCGAAGGAAUCAGCAGGCUGAUCUGCACCUCCAAACACCAACACACACUGAGAGUCUCUGUAGAUGGAGUUGAGUGGAAUGAUGUGAAGUUCUUCCAGCUCGCUGCUCAGUGGCCGACUCACGUCAAACACUUUCCUGUUGGGAUCUUCAGCUACAACAAACCCUGAACCUCCUCCUCCUCCUCCUCCUCUUCCUUGUUCUCCUCCUCCUCCUCUUCCUUGUUCUCCUCCUCCUCCUUGUUUUCCUCCUCAUCAUCAUCAUCCUCCUCCUCCUCCUCACCUGUGUCGCCCUGUUGUCUCCACCCCCUUUUUCACUCACGUGUUUGCAAUACAAAUAUUUGUACCAUUUAUGUUACUUUUUAAUAUAUUUAAUAUUAUAAUACAAUAUGAAUAUGUAUAGUAUUUAUUCUUAUUACUGUAAACACUGUAUGCAGCCUGCAGAGUGUGUGUCUGCCUGAUACCAGUAAUAAAUGGCUUUAGAUGUGGACUAAUGGAGUCCCCGUCUGGAUCCUUCAGUUCUACUGCCAAAGCAACAAGACCUCAAACCAGCUUUAACCUUUUAAAGGCAGUUUUGUAAAAUACGUGAUGAACUUGGA